AUGGCAACUACUGAAGAAAAUGAUAACAAUAGACAUAUGACAACAAAUUUAUCAUCAUUACGUCGUCGUUUCGCUUCUCUUGCACUUUCAUGUAUUCAUCGUGAAUAUCCAAACAAAAUUGCUCAUGUUCUUACAUCUGAUGCAGAUGUUCAAGCUCCACAUCAUUUAACACCUGCUUUUUUUGGUUGUUUUGAUUGGCAUUCAGCUGUUCAUGGACAUUGGCUUUUAGCUCGUCUUGGUCGUGUUGAUAAAAAUCUUACUUAUGAAUGUCGUCAAGCACUUCGACAAAGUUUAACAAAAGAAAACCUUGAAGGUGAAGUAACAUAUUUAAGUGGUGAGCAACGUCAACCAUUCGAACGACCUUAUGGUUUAGCAUGGCUAUUACAAUUAGUUAUGGAAUUAGAUGAAUGGGCAGAAGAAGAAAAAGAAAGUUCUGAAGAAAUUCUUCAAUGGCGUGAGAAUAUUCGUUCACUAGAAUUAAUUGUCGUCAAUCGUUUAUCUUCAUGGCUUCCAAAAUUAUCACAUCCUGUUCGUAGUGGUGAACAUAGUCAAACAGCUUUUGCUCUUGGUCUAUCUCUUGAUUAUGCUCGUCAUGUAAACAAUUCAAUAUUUGAACAACUUAUUGAACAACAUUCAUUAAGAUUCUUCUCUUCAGACAAACUCUAUCCAUUUAUUUAUGAACCAUCAGGUGAAGAUUUCCUAUCAGCUGGUCUUGCUGAAGCUGAUUUAAUGCGACGUGUUAUGUACAAGAAUAAUCAGGAAUUUUUACAAUGGUUUAAUGAAUUUUUACCUCGUACAAAUCUACCAUCAAGUCUCGAACCACCAUCAAUUGCUGAUCCAACCGAUCCAAAAUUAAUUCAUUUAGCUGGAUUAUGUCUUAGUCGAGCAUGGAUGUUAGAAGGUAUUGUUGAAUCAUUGCCAGAAAACAGUGAACAACGAAAUCAAUUGUAUGAAUUAAGCAAAAGAAAUGCUCAAGCAGGUUUAACAGCUAUUGACGAAAGUCAUUAUGAAGGAGGACAUUGGCUUGGCACUUUUGCUGUGUAUUUGAUAACACGACGAGGAAUUCAUCCAAAUGAAAUUAACAAACCAUAG
Rotaria sordida is the source of this 1092-nucleotide messenger RNA. Lineage: Eukaryota; Metazoa; Rotifera; Eurotatoria; Philodinida; Philodinidae. The record is from the annotation of a GenBank genome assembly.